AUGGGUUUCUUCCGUCGCCAACGGGAGGAUGAUGUUUCUUCCGCGGGUCCCAACGGGCAAAACGGCAGCCUCAGGGACCCGGGUAGGUCGGUGGCCAUCGUCACCACCGCGUCGCUGCCGUGGAUGACGGGCACGGCGGUCAACCCGCUGCUUCGAGCCGCGUAUCUCGCGCGGCGCGGUUUACACGAGGUGACGCUCGUGGUGCCGUGGCUCACGCCCGCGGAGCAGCGGAUGGUGCACCCGAACGUGAUAUUCGACACCCCCGAGGAGCAGGGUGAGUACAUCAACAAGUGGGUGAAGGAGCGGUGCGGGUUUGAACCCAAGAUGAAGCUCGACUUUUACCCGGGGAGGUACGCCACGGAUAAGUACAGCAUCAUCCCCGUCGGGGACGUGUCCGAGUACAUAAGCGACGGGAAGCACGACGUGGCGGUGCUCGAGGAACCCGAGCACCUCAACUGGUACCACACCGGCAGCAGGUGGAGCGACAAGUUCCGACACGUCGUCGGCGUCGUCCACACAAACUACCUCGAGUACGCGCGCUUGGAGGAGCACGGCGCCGUCAAGGAGGCGGCGAUGCGGUUCGUCAACUCGUGGGUCAGCAGGGUGCACUGCCACAAGAUCAUCAAGCUCUCCGACGCCGUCCAGGACUUUCCGCGGUCCGAGACUGUGAACAUACACGGCGUGUCGCCCGUGUUUUUGGAGCCGCCGCCCGCCCCAGAGCCCGAGAAGAUCCGGCCCUCGACCGAGGUUUUCAGCAAGGGGUGCUACUUCCUGGGCAAGGUGGUGUGGGGUAAGGGAUUCAACGAGCUCCUGCGGCGCGUCGAGGAGCACAACACCAGCGAGACCGGGGUGACGCACCCUCUCAAGCUGGACGUCUUUGGCAACGGCGAGGACUUUGACGACGUCACGGCGAGGGCGAAGCAGAAGGGCCUGCCGCUCAAGUUUAAGGGCCGCAUGGACCACGCCUCCGAUGCUAUGCACGACUACAAGGUGUUCAUAAACCCGUCCCUGUCCGACGUCGUCGCCACCACCACCGCGGAGGCUCUGGCGAUGGGAAAGUACGUCAUCUGCGCGAAGCAUCCGAGCAACGAGUUCUUCUCGACGUUUCCAAAUUGCAUGGUGUACGAGACCCCCGAGCAGUUUUCUCAGUGCGUGAAGAAGGCUCUGAGCACCGAUCCCGCGCCGCUCAGCGCCAAGGACAGGUACAGGCUGUCGUGGGAGGCGGCCACGGACAGGUUCCUCGACGCCGCCGACAUCAAGGAGGAACAGAUGAGGGGACCGGGCACGGGGCUCGGGGAUAAGCUCGGCGAGACUUUCUUCGCAGCGGUGCACGGCGUGGCGGCGAAGCACGAGAAGAUGCGGGGUGUGCUGGGCGCGGGGCGGGGCACCGGGCGGGGUCCCAAGGCUGGGGAGCUCGGGACGUGGGGCGGGGUGCCGCCGCAGAGCGACCAACCGGGGUUCACCUCGACGAGGAAGAAACAAUAG
This is a messenger RNA of Micromonas commoda, 1485 nucleotides long. RefSeq names its product glycosyltransferase family 4 protein. Gene Ontology annotation, molecular function: digalactosyldiacylglycerol synthase activity. NCBI's taxonomy places the organism in Eukaryota, Viridiplantae, Chlorophyta, Mamiellophyceae, Mamiellales, Mamiellaceae. Gene Ontology annotation, biological process: galactolipid biosynthetic process. Gene Ontology annotation, cellular component: chloroplast outer membrane. The coding region runs from base 1 to 1485 and encodes 494 amino acids. The transcript is spliced from 2 exons. The record is from RefSeq and is a predicted model, not a curated record.